Nomascus leucogenys (northern white-cheeked gibbon) is the source of this 1118-nucleotide messenger RNA. It is a transcript of the gene APOOL, whose product is annotated as apolipoprotein O like. The coding region runs from base 67 to 858 and encodes 263 amino acids. The transcript has 10 exons. NCBI's taxonomy places the organism in Eukaryota, Metazoa, Chordata, Mammalia, Primates, Hylobatidae. Gene Ontology annotation, biological process: cristae formation. The record is from RefSeq and is a predicted model, not a curated record. Gene Ontology annotation, cellular component: MICOS complex.
GCCGAAAGGGUCGUAGACAUGGCGGCCAUCAGGGUUCAGGUGUACAUGUGAAGAUUUGUUACACAGAUGGGAAAACUGACAACCAUGCCUGCAGGUCUGAUAUAUGCAUCUGUAAGUGUACAUGCAGCCAAAGAAGAGGAAUCCAAAAAGCAGCUAGUGAAACCAGAGCAGCUCCCCAUAUAUACUGCACCACCGCUCCAGUCUAAAUAUGUUGAAGAGCAGCCUGGUCAUUUACAAAUGGGCUUUGCUUCCAUCCGCACUGCAACUGGUUGUUAUAUUGGCUGGUGCAAGGGUGUUUAUGUCUUUGUGAAAAAUGGGAUAAUGGAUACAGUACAAUUUGGAAAAGAUGCUUAUGUCUAUCUGAAGAAUCCUCCUCGAGAUUUUCUUCCGAAAAUGGGAGUUAUUACAGUUUCAGGAUUGGCGGGCUUGGUUUCAGCGAGAAGAGGUUCCAAGUUUAAGAAAAUUACUUAUCCUCUGGGACUGGCCACUUUAGGAGCAACUGUUUGCUACCCAGUUCAGUCCGUAAUAAUUGCUAAGGUAACAGCGAAAAAGGUAUAUGCUAUAAGCCAGCAAAUUUUUGGAGCAGUUAAAUCAUUGUGGACAAAAAGCAGCAAAGAAGAGUCACUCCCUAAACCAAAAGAAAAAACUAAGCUAGGAUCCUCUUCUGAAGUAGAAGUACCUGCAAAAACAACUCACGUCUUGAAACAGUCAGUGCCCUUGCCAACAGAACUCAGCUCUGAAGCAAAGACCAAAUCAGAAUCCACCUCAGGUGCAACACAGUUUAUGCCUGACCCCAAGCUCAUGGAUCACGGGCAGUCCCACCCAGAAGAUAUAGAUAUGUACAGCACUAGAAGCUGAAGUAGACUGCAUACAGAGACUACACAGAAAACUACAAGAUGUGUGACAUUGCAAAUAAUGAUGAAAAAAAUCAUGUAAUGGGUAACUGAUACAUAGAGUAUUACUUAAACCAAGUUUUUCCCUUACAUCUCCAAAUGUGCAAUUUGAUAAAUUACAUAAGUGGUUAACACACAAACUGUGAAUGCAAUGCAAACAAUAUUGAAUGAUUGAUGAGGAGACUUAGGAAGAAGUAUUAGCUUGCAUUUGAUGACCUUUAAGGG